Stomoxys calcitrans (stable fly) is the source of this 627-nucleotide messenger RNA. RefSeq lists its product as uncharacterized. NCBI's taxonomy places the organism in Eukaryota, Metazoa, Arthropoda, Insecta, Diptera, Muscidae. The coding region runs from base 1 to 627 and encodes 208 amino acids. The record is from RefSeq and is a predicted model, not a curated record. Gene Ontology annotation, cellular component: cytoplasm. Gene Ontology annotation, molecular function: dimethylallyltranstransferase activity; (2E,6E)-farnesyl diphosphate synthase activity. The transcript has 3 exons. Gene Ontology annotation, biological process: trans, trans-farnesyl diphosphate biosynthetic process.
AUGACGCCUAAAGGAAGAUUUUCACAGGAAUUUGACACAAUUUUUCCAGAAAUUUUACAAGAUCUCAAGGAAACUCUCAUAGGAUAUGGCCAAAAAGAAACAUUCGAUUCUUUAGCUCGUGGUCUGGAAUACAAUUUACAAAAUGCUGAACAAAAUAUUGCUCUGCUCACCAUGCUGACCUAUGAGCAAAUGGUCAAGGCCAAAAAGAUCACCUCACCGGACUAUCGGUUGGCCAGCAUUUUGGGAUGGUGUGGGGAAAUUCUAAAUGCCGGCAUUCUUAUAUGUGACGAUGUCUUAGAUCGAGGACAAAUGAGACGUUCCCUGCCAAGUUGGUAUACUCUGGAGAAUGUGGGCCUCAAUGCCGUCACGGAUGCCUUUCUAUUGCAUCAGUUUGUGUUUUUGACUUUGACUAAGCAUUGCAGGCAUUUGCAUUGUUACACCAGCCUCAUGGAAUUGUUUCAUGAAGUUUGCUUUCGCACUGCCUGUGGCAAGAGUAUGGAUGUGGCAUGCACCAGAAAAUCACUCAAUGAAUUCAACCUUAGAGACUACAAAACUAUGGCCGUGAAUAAGGCAACAUUUUAUAAUUUUUAUUUACCAUUUGCCUUGUCCAUGCAUUUGGCUGGGUAA